AUGCCAGCUGCUGCCACGAGGGCUCACCAACGAGGUCAGGCCCACUCGCGUCGGGGGGAGCACUCUAAUACCGAGGCUGAUGUGCAGCCGGUGCCUUUCUCUCGACAGGGGUUGAGGUUGGGGGAGGCAAUCGUGGAAGAGGAUCGAGCUGGGGAGAUGGACAUGGACGGACAGGAUAUGGAGCCAGUUUUGGAAAUGAAUACCAGGAUGGAGCCCCGACAUCGUCGUCUCCUUCUCGAUGACUCGGAUGAUGAAAUCAUCACUCCAAUGGUUCCUACUCCGGGCGAGAAGGUGGAAAUUGCAGAGAAGAAGAAGGGUCGGCGGUUGGUUAAGGUGGGAGCAAGUCUUGCUGUGGAUACCUCAGCUCCACCAAUCGCGCCAUCGCCCUCUGCUAAGGCGAAAAGGACAUCUCAAAAUCCGAUGAAGACAACGGCUACAAGGACGAAGGCUUCCCAAAAAAUUAAGGGGAAGGCUGGCCAAGAUACUGUUGGGGGGUCUGAGGUCAAGGGAGGGACAAGGCCCUCGAAGCCAAGAGGGAAAGCUUCCUCUGUGAGCAAGGCUGUCCAGGAAAAUACUUCCCAGGAAGGACAGCGGGCAUUGAAAGCAAAAGGGAAGGCGAGCUUGGAGAAAAUUGUUGCUGAUCGGGUGGAAUCGGAGACCUCUCAAUCUGAGGGGGAGGGUCAACAGUUCGAAAUAAAGAAGCGCCCGACCCUGGAGGCUCCGGUCCAGCAGGUUCAAACGGGGCAAGUGCGUCAAGUAGUGGCUGCUUUUGAGGCCAAUAUGGCUCUUAAUGAAGAUAAAGAGCCUUUGGUUACUGGUGAUGGGGAAAUGAUAAUGAAAUUGAAUGAAUAUGGGUCCAAUUUGGAGGAUGGGACCAGGAAACGUGCUCUGGAAGAGGUGUAA
Molecule: messenger RNA, 903 nt
Organism: Linum trigynum
Lineage: Eukaryota; Viridiplantae; Streptophyta; Magnoliopsida; Malpighiales; Linaceae
Source: the annotation of a GenBank genome assembly